This is a messenger RNA of Echinops telfairi (small Madagascar hedgehog), 2067 nucleotides long. Its product is annotated as peroxisomal multifunctional enzyme type 2-like. Lineage: Eukaryota; Metazoa; Chordata; Mammalia; Afrosoricida; Tenrecidae. Gene Ontology annotation, molecular function: oxidoreductase activity. Gene Ontology annotation, cellular component: peroxisome. The record is from RefSeq and is a predicted model, not a curated record.
AGAUUGGGAUUUAAUCCAUUGAGUUCAUUUGCGGGGCUCCUUCCAAGUGACCUGAGCAGCAUGGGACCACAUGGAGAAACAGAAUUAUGGAAGGGUCAUCAUGACUUCACCAGCUUCAGGAGUGUAUGGCAACUUUGGCCAGGCCAAUUACAGUGCUGCAAAGCUGGGUCUUCUGGGCUUAGCCAAUACUCUUGCAACUGAAGGGCGAAAAAACAACAUGCAUUUCAACACACUUGCCCCUACUGCAGGAUCGAGAAUGGCUAAGACUGUUUUGCCAGAAGAUGUUCUCAAAGCUCUGAAGCCAGAUUGUGUUGCACCUCUGGUCCUUUGGCUUUGCCAUGAGAGUUGUGAGGAAAAUGGUGGCUUGCUUGAGGUAGGAGCUGGAUGGAUUGAAAAAUUACACUGGGAGAGAACCCUUGGGGCCAUUGUAAGGCAGAAGAAUCAGCCAAUGACUCCUGAGGCAGUGAAAGCUAAAUGGGCGCAAAUCUGUGACUUUGAUAAUUCGAGCACCCCUCAGAGUAUUCAAGAAUCAACUGGCAGUAUAUUUGGCGUUCUAAGUAAAGGAGUUUCAACGAAUCAUACCAGUCAUGCAGCAUCACCAACCACAUCAGGAUUUGCAAGUGCUAUUGGCUAUCAACUCUCUUCAUUUUCUUGUGCUUAUACCGAACUGGAAGCUAUUAUGUAUGCUCUUGGAGUGGGUGCGUCCGCUAAGGAUCCAAAAGAUUUGAAAUUCAUUUAUGAAAGAAGCUCUGAUUUCUCCAGUUUGCCUACCUUUGGAGUUAUCAUUGUGCAGAAAUCUGUAAUGGGUGGAGGAUUAGCAGAGGUUCCUGGCCUUUCAAUUAACUUUGCAAAGGUGCUUCAUGGGGAGCAAUAUUUGGAGUUAUAUAAACCACUUCCCAGAUCAGGAAAAUUAAGAUGUGAAUCACAUAUUGCUGAUAUCCUAGAUAAAGAGUCCGGUUUAGUGGUUCUUAUCGAUGUCUAGUCAUAUUCUGAGAAGGAAGUUGUAUGUUAUAAUCAGUUCUCUGUCUUCAUUGUUGGCUCUGGAGGGUUUGGUGGAAAACGAAUAUCAGACAAAGUCAAGAUGGCUGUAGCCACACCCAAUCGGCCUCCAGAUGCUGUACUUACAGAUAGCACCUCUUUCAAUCAGGCUGCUUUAUAUCACCUCACUGGAGACUGGAAUCCCUUACAUAUUGAUCCUGAUUUUGCUAGUUUAGCUGGUUUUGACAAGCCCAUGUUACAUGGAUUAUGUACAUUUGGAUUUUCUGCCAGGCAUGUUUAAAAGCAGUUUUCAGAUAACAAUGUGUCCAGCUUCAAGGCAAUUAAGGUGAGUUUUGCAAAACCAGUAUAUCCAGGUCAAACUGUGCAAACGGAGAUGUGGAAGGAAGGAAACAGAAUCCAUUUUCAAACUAAGAUCCGAGAAACUGGAGACAUUAUCAUAUCAAAUGCAUACAUAGAUUGGGUGCCAACAUUUGUUAUUUCAGCUAAGACACCCUCUGAGGGUGGAGAGCUUCAGAGUACCCUUGUGUUUGAGGAAAUUGGCCACCGCCUUAAAGAUGUUGGGCAUGAGGUGGUAAAGACAAUAAAUGUUGCAUUUGAGUGGCAUAACACUAAAACUGGAAACGUUGCAGCUAAAUGGACUAUUGACCUAAGAAGUGGUUCUGGACAGAUGUAUCAAGGCCCUGCAAAAGGCUCUACUGAUAUAACCAUUGUGAUUUCAGACGAAGACUAGCAGGUGGUCCUGGGCAAGCUCGACCCUCAGAAGGCUUUCUUCCGUGGACGACUGAAGGCAAAAGGGAACAUCAUGCUGGCCCAGAAGCUUCAGAUGAUCCUUAAAGACUACGCCAAGCUUUGAAGAGCACACUGGAUUAUUAAUUAAAAUAAAAGAAUUAGACUCUUUCUUUACCAAAAUAUGCUUGAUUAGUCAGCAAAAGUGAAACAAACUAAGAUAUAGUUGAAGCAGCUUAACAUUUUCAGAUUUCAGAUAACUAUAGAUUUUCAUUUUUACUAAUUUUUCAUGUAUCAUUUUAAAAAUGUAAACUAGAAUGUAAUUAUGCUUUUGUUCUUAAA